This is a messenger RNA of Babjeviella inositovora NRRL Y-12698, 1410 nucleotides long. RefSeq lists its product as uncharacterized. The transcript is spliced from 3 exons. Lineage: Eukaryota; Fungi; Ascomycota; Pichiomycetes; Serinales. Gene Ontology annotation, molecular function: zinc ion binding; aspartic-type endopeptidase activity; nucleic acid binding. Gene Ontology annotation, biological process: proteolysis. The annotation marks the transcript as partial. The record is from RefSeq and is a predicted model, not a curated record.
AUCACCUCUUAUAAAGGUGAGAAGGAUGCCACUGUGAUUGACGGAUUCUUGGCCAAGGUGGACACAGCCUUUGUGAAGUCCAGUGAGGACUCCCUUGGUAAGGCCCAAUACUUAGCCACCCGUUUGGAUGGUGAGGCUGGUAAGUGGUUAGCCCUCUACCUCGGCAGAAUCGGUGGUGCCGAGUUCUUAGAAUACGAUGCGCUCAAAAAAGAGCUCCGGAAGCAAUUUUACCCGCCAGACCAUGACCAGAAGUGUCGCCAGGACUAUAGUGACCUCAGGCAGACUGGUUCGGUUCGGGCUUACAUUGAGAGAUUUUCCUAUCUUCUCAACCAACUUCCAUCAGCCUACCAAGCUGUGGCGCUUGAUCAUUUUGUGUGUGGCCUCAAACCUCAAAUGAAGCAACAUGCCUACAUGGCAGGUGGAAGGAACUUCGAAGAGCUUACGCAACACUUGAUCGUUCUUGAUGAGCUCAAUUGGACUAUGCCCCCGGAACCAAGGGGCACGAAGCAUCCCGCAAGAAGCUAUCCUAGUGGUGCCAACGCGUUUAGGAAGAGAACCGACCGUAAAUGGAACGCUUGGCCACAGACGAACCACUCGGUGAACAGCGUGCAACACCGUUAUGAGGGAUCCUCUAACGCCACGGCCAAACACACCUGUUUUGCGUGUGGGCAGUACGGACACUAUGCCCGUGACUGCUCCAACGUGGAACCUGAUUUUUCUAUAACUACUGUCCAGAAAACACAAAAAUCCAAAAAAAAGUACUCAAUUACAAAAGGAGACGAGACGCCGAGAAGGGAAGCGUCGGAGUUCAAUGUCGCAAAGCACACUAAGCGUGCUUUGGAAGUUGAAGUCACGUUCAAAGAAGACCCAAGGCCUGUAAAGGCGCUUGUGGAUACUGGCGCCGAUGUGAACCUCAUCCAUGAGAACUUGGUUCAGCCGAAUGAACUAAGAAAACAUACCCCGUUUGGUCUCCGCGGCCCAUUCGGAAACGGUACAGUGACUGUGGACAAGCAUGUUACAAGACACUUGUCCGGGGUUCCAGAACCAGUGGUUAUGUUCGUCAGCAAUAACGUUCUGCACCCAGCGAUUCUUGGAAUGCCCUUUGUGGAGGAGCACAUGGAUCUCGUCGAUAUCAAAGCCAGACGGCUUAGAGAUUCAGUGGAUGUGCCCCCAGUUAAGCUAGUAGAGCUUAACCAGAUCCAGCUCGAAUUACGGGACGCCGACGAGUAUGGAUGGGUCUCUGUGGUACAAAAGACCCCCGGCACGUGUGGAGUGCCGGACCAGGACGAUAUAGAGUGGUUGGAACAGUUGAGAACUGAGUUUCCAGACACAUUGUCUCUGGAGCCGCCCCAGAAGGAGGCGAGACUUGAAGGGCUUCUGCAUCGGAUUGAAUUGAACAAGAAGCGUUGA